This is a messenger RNA of Candidula unifasciata, 236 nucleotides long. NCBI's taxonomy places the organism in Eukaryota, Metazoa, Mollusca, Gastropoda, Stylommatophora, Geomitridae. The record is from the annotation of a GenBank genome assembly.
UCCUGAAGAAAUCUCCUGACGACCUCAGUAAUUUGGUGACUGGAAAUUUAGCUACCCAAAGUCCCGUCACUUCGGGCGACAACGACAAGCUGAUCAAGCAGAAGCGACACCGUACCCGUUUCACACCCGGACAGCUCAACGAACUAGAGAGGAGCUUCACCAAAACUCACUACCCGGACAUCUUCAUGAGAGAGGAGCUGGCCCUGCGGAUCGGGCUGACAGAGUCUCGUGUCCAG